Molecule: messenger RNA, 963 nt
Organism: Setaria italica (foxtail millet)
Lineage: Eukaryota; Viridiplantae; Streptophyta; Magnoliopsida; Poales; Poaceae
Product: leucine-rich repeat receptor-like protein kinase PXC1
Exons: 1
Coding region: 1-963 (320 amino acids)
Molecular function (GO): protein binding
Source: RefSeq, a predicted model, not a curated record
AUGCCGGCGGCGGCGGCAGCAGCGGCCGCGACCUUGCCGCAGCCGGAGCCGGAGGUGAAGCCGAGUGACACGGACGCGCUCACCAUCUUCCGCAACGGCGCCGACGCGCACGGCAUCCUGGCCGCCAACUGGAGCAGCGGCGACGCCUGCGCCGGCCGUUGGACGGGCGUCGGCUGCUCCGCUGACGGCCGCCGCGUCACCUCGCUCGCGCUGCCGUCGCUGGACCUACGAGGCCCGCUCGACCCGCUCUCCCACCUCGCCGAGCUCCGCGCGCUCGACCUCCGCGGGAACCGCCUCAACGGCACGCUCGACGCGCUCCUCCGCGGCGUCCCCAACCUCGUGCUGCUCUCUCUCUCCCACAACGACAUCUCCGGCGCCGUCCCGGACUCCAUCGCGCGGCUCCCCCGCCUCGCCCGCGUCGACCUCGCCGACAACAGCCUGAGCGGGCCCAUCCCGGAGGCGGCGCUCGGCAAGCUCACCGGCCUCCUCACGCUCAAGCUCCAGGACAACCUCCUCACCGGCCUCCUCCCCGACGUCACCGCCGCGCUGCCCCACCUCGCGGAGUUCAACGCCUCCAACAACCAGUUCUCCGGGCGGGUCCCCGACGCCAUGCGCGCCAGGUUUGGUCUCGCAUCUUUCGCCGGCAAUGCCGGCCUCUGCGGGCCCGAGCCGCCGCUACCGCCUUGUUCCUUCCUGCCGUGCGAGCCCGCCCCGACGUCGCCUUCGUCCGUGCCUUCCUCCAUGGUGCCGUCGAACCCGGCGGCGUCCUCUUCCGUUGCUUCGUCCUCGCCGGCACUGGCCACACCGGAGUCGCUCGGCGGGGCUGGCAAGGGGAGGCAGCGGCAUGUGCUGGAAGAAGAAGGAGAAAAGAAAACGUCGGAUGAAAAAAAGAGGGGCGGCGCGGAGAAAAGAACAGACGCGAACCGGUACGAGAUGUGUGUAAUCGAUGGCAUUGGUGGGUAA